GGCCCAGUAUAUCAAAAAUGUUGUUCCCAAAGACUACAAGACAAUGGCCGCCUUGUCCAAAGCCAUCUCCAAGAACGUGCUGUUUUCCCAUCUGGACGACAAUGAAAGGAGUGACAUUUUUGACGCCAUGUUCCCCGUACACCGACAUGCAGGGGAGGUCAUCAUUCAGCAAGGUGAUGAGGGUGACAACUUCUACGUCAUCGAUCAAGGCGAAGUGGACGUGGCUCAUACCUACGGAAGGCCCAGAGCCGCCACUGUUCAGGCCAAGACGGACGUAAAGCUAUGGGGUAUCGACAGAGACAGUUACCGACGUAUUUUGAUGGAGAACCUGGACAAGUGGGAGCGGCUCACCGUGGCUGAUGCUCUGGAGCCCGUGCAGUUUGAGGACAAGGAGGAGAUCGUGAGGCAGGGAGAGCCCGGGGAGGACUUCUUUAUUAUACUGGAGGGCUCAGCUGCAGUUCUACAGCGGCGGUCUGAGAACGAGGAGCCAGUGGAGGUUGGCCGUCUGGGACCCUCGGAUUAUUUUGGGGAGAUUGCCUUACUGCUGGACCGGCCGCGUGCGGCAACUGUUGUGGCCCGUGGACCCCUCAAGUGUGUCAAGUUGGACCGUGCACGCUUCGAGCGUGUGCUGGGACCGUGUUCCGACAUCCUCAAGCGCAAUAUCUCUCAGUAUAAUAGCUUUGUAUCCCUGUCGGUGUAGGGGACCCCCCUGGCGGCGGAGCUGGGCGACUUGUCGUUAGAGAAAGGGUGUGUGAGGGGUGUUA
This is a messenger RNA of Aplysia californica (California sea hare), 764 nucleotides long. Its product is annotated as type N4 regulatory subunit of protein kinase A. Gene Ontology annotation, biological process: regulation of protein phosphorylation. Gene Ontology annotation, cellular component: cAMP-dependent protein kinase complex. Lineage: Eukaryota; Metazoa; Mollusca; Gastropoda; Aplysiida; Aplysiidae. Gene Ontology annotation, molecular function: cAMP-dependent protein kinase regulator activity. The record is from RefSeq and is marked provisional.